CCACGAUAAACGUGCCUUUCGCUCGCCGCGCGGUCGCGGGACGCCCGUCGACGUGCAUCGACCGUUCCAGCGAUUUGCAGCAGCGAUUCCGAUCGCGACUGCCGCGAGACGGGCGAGAUCGCCGGUCGCGUUGCUCCGUGGACCGGGACGUACAUGUUGUAUGUCGCGUCUCGAGUUUCAAGCGAAUCCGCGCCAACGCCACCAGAAUCGUCGCGAGUGCUUUUCGACCGAGUGCAGGGACGUUCGAUCUCGAGGAGGAAGAAAAGGAAGGAGAGAAACACGAAACGCGGCGAAUACUCGCGUGAUCGAUAUGUCGCGGCGAUCCAGGCACGUCUGCACGCUCGGUCAGCGCGUUAUCACGAGGAGAGGAAUCACCUGCGGGUUGACGGUGUAAAUGAUGCGUAUGACGCACAAUUUUCUUUGAAAAUAUGCAAUAUAUUUUAAGUAAGAAUGGAAACGGAUACAUUCUACGUUGCAUCCAUGCAGAAUAGAGCUAAAUAAGCUUUAUUAAUUAGUUACUUGUCUUUGACGCUCCUUGUGCACAAGUCGACGACUGAUACUUCAAAAUGCAUACUUCGAAAUAUGCUGGAUAUCAUAUUAACGGAAAUCGUGAUUACAUUACAGAUGGUGAAGAGAGCCAUAAAGCUCCUUCGGACCGCACCGUGUCUGAGUAUAUCGUUGCUAACGAGCAUACCACUAUGGUAAAACCUACAAGAAAGAAUCCCACGGACAAGUAUGACAGAGAAGAAGACAGAAGAUCCAGAAGUGCGCAUAACACUCGCGAUUCGGUCCUGUCCGGAUCUUCGAAGCAUAGUUUGCAUCCGCUUCGCAAAAGUGCCUCGCAUGGCAGUAUUUGUGACAAUGGUUCAGAUAUAUAUGUCACCAGUGCUGCAUAUAGAGCUACUUCCGACAUAAGUCGGGUAUCACGCCGUAGUCUCGCACCAAGCUCCAGAUUGGACCACAGAGCGCCUAGUCAUUAUAGCUACGGUUCCGGCAGGUCAGGCACUUCGACAGUGAAAACUCGUACGUCACGAAAAGGCGGUAUUAUCGUGGAAACUAUGUCAACGCCUAAUCCAUUCUGCCCAAACACUAAGGGCGUUUGCUGCCUCAUGUUACUUCUCAAUCUUGGCUUGAUUCUAGUUACUUUAGGUUUCGUUAUCGUCAUACAAUUUUUCCAGCCGUUAGUCGUUUGGAUCUUGGGAAUAGUAUUUCUUGUGUUUGGAUUUUUGACACUGAUCGGUAGUCUCGUGUAUUGCGUACAUGUGUUCAAAAAUGCCAGACAUCCACACGAUAUUAAUCCAGAAGAUCUAUACUGGACUCAUUACUGGCAAGGUCGUGUUGGUUCUACAGCACCUGAAGUUUAUUAUAAAGCCGAAGACAAAUACCAGGAUGAUGGCUAUAGCGAUCGAUACAGUAAAUACUCGGGAAAGUAUUAUGACAGGCAAAAUCAAAGAUAUUGAUUGGAAUAUAAAGAAUAGUAUCGAUCAUUAAUUAAAGUACCAAUUCACACACAUUCUACCAACUCGUAAGAGAUUUGGAAAAACCAAUGACGAAUAAAAAACUAAUCUCAGUGCAAUAAAAUAUACUUAUAUGGACUCUUGUGCAUAGAUAUUGUA
Molecule: messenger RNA, 1616 nt
Organism: Trachymyrmex septentrionalis
Lineage: Eukaryota; Metazoa; Arthropoda; Insecta; Hymenoptera; Formicidae
Exons: 6
Coding region: 567-1460 (297 amino acids)
Source: RefSeq, a predicted model, not a curated record